This is a messenger RNA of Andrographis paniculata, 577 nucleotides long. RefSeq lists its product as uncharacterized. The record is from RefSeq and is a predicted model, not a curated record. The coding region runs from base 71 to 382 and encodes 103 amino acids. NCBI's taxonomy places the organism in Eukaryota, Viridiplantae, Streptophyta, Magnoliopsida, Lamiales, Acanthaceae. The transcript has 3 exons.
CCCGGUAUCUUAUAAUAAGCCUGAAGUCGAAACUCGUUGGUAAACCCUAGAAACCCUACCCUUUGCGAGAAUGGCGAAGAAUAGAAACAAGAAGAAGAAAAAUGGAUCGGCUGAUAUGGCUGUCGAUGUGACUACUGAUGAUCCGUGCGCGAGGGAUGAGCCUCACGCGAUGGACACUUCCGAGACCGUAGAUUUUGGUGUUCCUUCUGGAGGAUCCCUGAGGAAGACGAAAAAGGGCAGACCCAUGAAAAGAUCUAAGAACACGCGGAAGAUGAAGGCCAUUGCCAAAGCCGUUUCGCUAAGCGAGAAGUCAGAGGUGAAGUUAUCAAAAAGUGAAAGCAAGGCAUUCAGAACUAAAACUGCUAAAAACCUUUAUGACUAAAUUUGCACUCAGUGGCCUUACAGCUUCUCAAAGCCUGUGUAAUUUUUUAUUUUUAAAAUUACAAUGAGCAAUUGAUCUUAGAAUUUUGUUAGUUUGAUGUAUAUUGCAAUAGUUGAUUUGCUUUGGUUGGGAUAUAUACUUUGUGGUCAUGUUCUUGAAACAGAAAAUUUGAGAACUUGUAUAUGGAUGCAUUUA